Molecule: messenger RNA, 2061 nt
Organism: Pogona vitticeps (central bearded dragon)
Lineage: Eukaryota; Metazoa; Chordata; Lepidosauria; Squamata; Agamidae
Source: RefSeq, a predicted model, not a curated record
ACUGAUGGAGGAAAUAAAAGUUUCCAAACCGGAGCGAAGUGGACCUUAAAAAGGCAGAGGAUCCGCGCUUUCGAAAAGUUGGCUGUCUUGUGAUGGAAGGGGAACAGAAAAAGAGACUUUGGAACCCCCUGCUAACUUCCUGUGCGGUCUUGCAAGGAGGGUCAGGGGGUGGGAGGGGCGCCUCGGGCAGAUCAUGUGAGGAUGAGUGAGAUAAAAGGGUUUUUUUUCAGCAGAAAGGACGCGGCGCGCUUGCUUUUUCUUUCAAUUUCUUGCGUGGCUUUUCCUACUUCUGCUGCGGGGUUUGUGUGUGCGCGCAACAUGGGCUUUUCCGGGCUUUUUUGCAGCGCUGUGCUCCUUGCCCUCGUGGCUCCUGCUCAGGCAGGCAGGAACUUCCGCCUGUUCCGCCAGUAUGUCCUGCAGCGCCAAGAGGAGCAGGCGUCGAAAGAGGCUUAUUCCCGCUUGCAGCGUCUGGAACGGAGACCGGGCCCGAUGGCGCCAUGGGACCAGGUUAUGGAGGGCUCCAUCCGCCAACCCCUGGACCACUUCAAUAGGGAGGUCCAUCAAAUGUUCAACCAGCGGUUCUGGGUGAACACACAAUACUGGCAAAUCCCCAGCGGUCCUGUCUUUCUCUACAUCGGGGGAGAGAGUGGCUUAAGUGUCUUUUCUGUGCUGUCAGGGCAUCAUGUCGACCUGGCGGAGAAGUACGGGGCUCUUGUGGUGGCCUUAGAGCACCGUUUUUACGGCGCCAGCCUCAACCCUGACGGCCUGCAGGAUCGCAACCUCCAGUUCCUCUCUAGCCAGCAAGCGUUGUCUGACCUAGUGUCCUUCCACCGGCUGGUCACCCAGAAAUACAGUCUGACAGCAAACAAUACCUGGAUUUGCUUUGGAGGUUCAUACCCGGGUUCUCUGGCGGCUUGGUUCCGACUCAAGUUUCCCCAUCUGGUUUUCGCUGCCGUCGCAUCUUCUGCUCCAGUCCGAGCCCAGCUGGAUUUCACCGGAUACAAUAAAGUUGUUGCUGCAAGCCUCUCAAAUCCAGUGGUUGGUGGUUCCAAAGAGUGUCUUGAGGCCGUCAUGGAGGCCUUCUCGUCCGUGCAGCAUCUGGUGCGUGCCGGGCAGUUGACCAUGCUGGCGAAGGACUUCCGCUCCUGUGGGGCUCUGGAAGGGUUCAACGACUGCCUCGAGAUGCUCAGCAACCUGGCCGACAUCUUCAUGGGUGCCGUGCAGUACAACAACGAGGGUGGCGCCCUGUGGGGCAAUGUGGCCAGCCUGUGCAGGAUCAUGACCAACAACAACACCGGCUCCCCCUACCAACGGCUUAUUGAGGCCAACAACGUAUUCAUAGAGAAUUUGAAGUCCACCUGUGUAGAGAACUCGCAUGCCAAGACAUUGGAGGAACUGCGCAACACUAGCAUCACUGGGAUAGGUGUGGGGGAGAGACAAUGGUACUUCCAGACAUGUACAGAGUUUGGGUAUUACCAGACCUGCGAGGACCCCACCUGCCCCUUCUCCCACCUCCUGAACCUCACGUUCUCCCUCGACAUCUGCCAGCAAGUCUUCAACAUCUCCUCCCGCAACACCCAGGAUGCUGUCUCAUUCACCAACGACUACUACGGAGCCGACCACCCCAAAGCCAGCCGCGUCCUUUUUGUCAAUGGCGACAUCGACCCGUGGCAUGCUCUGAGCAUCGUCAAGAACCAGUCCCGUUCUGAGCUGGCCCUUUUAAUCAAUGGCACGGCGCACUGUGCUGACAUGAUAUCACCCAAGCCCACCGACCCACAGCCACUGGUCCAAGCCAGAGAGAAAAUCACCUCUCAAGUUGGUGAAUGGCUGAACUUGGCGAAAAAGAUCCCUCGAGAUGGCUGAGCCGCCCAGCGGGAAGACUUGUGACUUUAAACUGAAGGAGCCUUUGCCUGCAUCCACCGUGGAACUGCUGAACGACAUUGUUCCGACCUCUUGUCUUUGACUCUUACAACAUAGGAACUGUGAUUUUAAUUUUUUUUUAUGGUUUCUGUGCAUCGCCUUGGGACCGAUGCUUCUCCCACAAUGCUUUUUUUUUAAAAA